AUGAAUAUUGAAAUAUUUCUAAUUAUCUUAUUUUAUUUAAUAAAAUUAACCAAUACAAUAAAUAUACAUUUUUCAAAUCCAUUACAACGUUUUAUUUAUGACGAUUUUACAAAUACAAUUAUUUUAGCAUCUGUUAAUCAUAUAUAUUCAUUAAAUGCUAGUAAUUUAUCAAUUAUAUCAGAUAUAAAUAUAUCAUCAUUAGAAAAUGAUAAUCAGUGUUCAAUAACAAAUAAAACAUCAUUAUUAACAAAUAUUUAUUCAUUUCCAACAUUAUCCUAUUUAUUUCCAUCAUUAAAUAGUACAUUUAAUCAAUUACUUUUGUUAAUCAAUGAUUCCAUAUUAAUAUGUUCAACAUCAAAUCGUGGUGGUUCAUGUCAACUACGUUCAUUAAUUAAUCUUAAUUUAUUAAAAAAUUCAUCACAACGUAUUGUUUCAUCAUCACCAUACUUUCCAUCCAUUGGUUUUAUAAGUGAAAGUAAUCAUGUAUUAUAUUUAUCGAAUACAUAUGACAUAUUGUGUGAUCCAUUUUACGAAAUUCCAACAAUAAGUGGUCGAUCAAUAGGUAAAGACUUUUUAUCAAUCAUUAAUUUAAAUUCUGGUCAAUCUGCAUUACAAAAAUCCACAUAUACAUUACGUUUAUUAAACAUACGUUUAAUAAAAGAUUUUUUUCUUUAUUAUUUAUAUGGAUUUGAACAUAAAAAUAUAUCAUAUUUUUUAACUAUUCAACAAUCAGAUAUUUAUCAUACACGAAAAUAUAAAUUACAAACAAAAAUUUUACGUUUUUGUCAAACAUUAAAACAAUCAAUUAUUAAGACUUAUGUUGAAAUUCCAAUAACAUGUGGAAAAAAUUAUCAUUAUUUAGUUACAGCAAAAUUUUCAAAAGAAAAUAAUAUAUUAUAUGGCAUAUUUCGUAAUACAACAUUAGCUAAUUCAUCUGAUACAUCACAUGCUGUAUGUGCAUAUUCAAUUGAUUCAAUACGUGAAGCUUUUUUUCAAACAGUAAAGCGUUGUCUUGUCGAUGGAAAAGGUUAUCGUGGCUUAGGUUUUAUUAGUCCGGAUACACAUUGUGUAUCGAAUAAAAAUUUAAAUGAAAUCAAUCAUGAUUAUUGUCCAGAUAGUGAUGAUAGAUUUUUUCAAUAUCCUAUUGGUGGUCAUCGAUCAUUAGAACAAAUUGAACCGAUUAUUGAAUUAAAUGAAAAUGUCAAUUUUACAGCUAUUGAAAUUGUUUCAAUUGAUAAUGAUGUGAUGAUUUUAUUAGGAGAUGAUAAUGGAACUUUACAUAAAUUUCAAAUAUCGAAUAUUAAUGAAAUGAGUAAACAACAUUUUUCAUCUUCAAUGAUAAUUGAUUUAAAAUUAAUUAAUAAUAAACCAUUGUUAAGAAAUGCUAAUCUUCUCGUGUUGACUAAUAAUCAGAUAAUUAAACAAAAUUUAAGUACAUGUGAACAGUAUAAAACAUGUGAUGAAUGUUCAAAUGUUGAUCUUUGUCAUUGGUGUUCUAAAGAACAAAGAUGUACGCCUACGUUUGAAUGUAUAAAUGAAAAUCGUAGACAUAAAAAAGUUCAUGAAAUAAAUAUGUGUACAAGUAUCGAACGAGUUAUUCCAGAAACAAUGUCAUUACAUUCAUCAAAUAUCCAAUUAGAGAUUAUUUUUAAUAUUCCAUUACAACAUAAUAUUGAUGAGUAUCAAUGCCAAUUUCGUUUAACAAAUGAAAAAGAAUUUUUAUUUUACACUAAUACUAUUCUUCUUAAUGAUCAAACAUUAAAAUGUUUACCACCUAUAUUAAAUAAUAUAAAUCAAGCUGUUUAUAAUGUCGCUUUAUCAGUAUAUCAUUUAAAAACAAAUUUAACAUUCGGACAUUAUAAUUUAAUAUUUAUAAAUUGUUCAAAUUUUCUCUCCUGUUCAUCUUGUACUACAUACUAUAAUCAAUGUGUAUGGAACUUUCAAACGGUAAAUUGUAUAUCACAUGAACAUAAACGAUCUUCAUUAAUUAAUCAUAAACGUCUAAUAAAAAGUUCUCAUCAAUGUCCACUUUUUUAUUUACAACAAUCAAUAAAUCGUCUUGCUUAUAAUAAUAAUAAAACAUUAAUAAUACAUAAUGAACAAUGUAAUGAAAACAUAAAUAUCAAUUCAUGUCAAUUAAAUGAUUAUUUUAAACGUUUUUUAUUUACUUCAAUAAAUUCGACAUUUAUUAAAUCAACAAAUGAAAAUCAUUUAUGUUUACUAGAAUGUUCAUUUGAAUUAUCAAAUUCAGAAAAUUUUCAUCAAAUAUUAUUUCAUCGACCAAUACAUCUUGAUUUAUCAAUACAAUUUACAAAUAAAACAUCAUUUAUUAUUCCACGUACACAUAUUUCUUUAUAUCAUUGUGAACGUAUGGCAUUAAAUUGUACAUCAUGUUUACAACUUGAUCCUUCUUUCGAUUGUAUUUGGUGUAAUAAUAUGUGUAUGUUUAAAAAUCAAACAAUAACAAAUAAAUUAAUAUGUCCCAAUAGUCAAGAAUGUUUAUCACCUAUUAUAGAAACAAUUGAACCUUUAUUAUUACCAAUGAAUGGGGGCACAUUAGUGACAAUUAAAGGAAAUCAUUUUGAUUUAUUUAAUUUAUCGAUUUAUUUAGCUGAUGUGCCUUGUUAUUUAAUUGAAGAAGAGAGUUCAAAUAAUAAAAUUGUUUGCCAAUCCGGUGAUGCUGGAACAAAACCACGCACUGGCUUUGUUCAUUUAAAAUUCGAUUUAAACGGUCCACAAAUUUCUUCUCGUCAAAUAAUAUCAUAUAUAAGUCCAACAAUUAAUUUGAUUGAACCACUUAUUGGUAUCGAAAGUGGUGGUACACUUUUAACAAUUCAUGGUGAAAAUUUAACAUUAGGCAAUAGUCAUAUAUCAAUAACAAUUGGUAAUCGUCCAUGUCAAUUAUUAUCAAUAUCUCGUAUAAAAAUUCAAUGUGAAACAACUUCAUUUUCUCCUUUAAUGUUAAAUGAACAACAACCAAUAAAAUUUGUUUUUGAUCGAAAAACAAAAAUCAAUACAGAAAAAUUUUUUACGAUUAUUUCUAAUCCAAUUUUAUAUUCGUUUGAUAAAUAUCAUCAAUUUCAAAGUUUUAUGAGCGGCGGUCAUCAAUUAAUAAUUCAUGGGGAUAAUUUUCAUACAAUACAAAAUAUACGUUUAGAAUUUAAACGUAUUAUAUUUGUUUCACCAUUAUUUCAGAAUCGAACACAUUUAAUAUUUUUAACACCGUCAAUACAAGAAUUACAUUUAAAUAGCGAACACGAUUAUCAACAUGAAAUUGAAAUUAUUAUUCAUUUAGAUCAUUUCAAUAAAACAUCAUCAUUAAUUUAUAUAAAUGAUCCACUGAUUUAUGAAAUUGAACCAAUGUUACAAACAUAUACAAAUGAAUUAAUUAUUCAAGGUAUAAAUAUAACAGCUAUUGGACACACAAAAAAUGAUAUUAGUAUUCAUAUUGGAUGUGAUUUAUGUCCUAUUAUUCAUUUACAAUCCGAUAAAAUUAUAUGUCAACCACCAUUUUAUCGUCCGAAAAAAUAUUCAAAAACAAAUCGUCUCUGUUAUGAUUCAGAACAUCCAUGGAUUAUUGUUACUAUUGAUAAUAUACAUUCUCAUGUUGGAUAUAUGAUGUAUCCAAAAAAGAUUAUUAUUCUUGGCAUUAUAAGUGGGUGUUUAUUAACAAUAUUAUUAGUUGUUCUCAUUGUUCUUAUUGUUGUUUGUAUUAAAAUACGUUGUACUCAAAGAAAAUCUCGUCGACGUUAUUUAUAUGAUACUGGUGUAAGUUCAGAUGAAAAUGAAAAGGAACCAUAUAGCGAUAAUCUCUUAAAUCGAAAUUAUCAAAAGCUUCAACCAAUCGAAUCAAAUAUGAUCGAUUCGUCACCAUUAAUAACCAUUCCAAUACGUUCUUAUAUAAAUUAUUUACAAUUAUGUUACUAUUAUUAUUCUUAUGAUCCAUCAUUAAUCAUACCUUCAUAUGACACACCUAAAGAAAAUUUAAAACAUGAAAUUCUUGAUCAAUUUCAAUUAUUAUUUGAAAAUAAUGAUCAAUUUAUCGAAUAUAUUUGCACAAUUUUAUUAAAAUCAAAUAAUAAUAAAAGACUUCUUAAUAAUCUUGUAUUAACACAAAGAUAUCAUUUUAAAAAAUUAUUACAAUGUAAUAAUAAUUCUAUUUAUUUUAAUAUGUGUAUCCUAUUAGCUUAUGAUGGGUUGUUAACAAAUCAAAUAAGUUCAUUAUUUUUUCAACUUUAUUAUCAAUUAAAAGAUAAAAUUCAUUCGGGCCCUAUUGAUGCUAUCGAACAAACAUGUUCAUAUUAUUCAUUAAAUAAUACAACAAUAUUAAAUGAUCAAUCAACUAUAUUUAAUUCUAUUCAAAUAAUUGUUCAUAUUGACUCUAAUAAUUCUGAUGAUUUAUUAUUAUUACAUGUGACGUGUUUAACAUGUGAUACCAUAACACAAGUUAAACAGAAAAUUCUUCAUCAAUUAGAUUUAUAUAAAAAAAUUGAUUCCAUAUCAAUAAAUGAAUGUCAAUUAUAUUUAUUAACAAAUAUUAAAUCAAAUAAUAAUUCAUUUUCAAUAUCAUCAUGUUCAUCAUCAACAACGUCAUCAUCUAAUGUACCAUUAGCAAAAAAAUCGAUGUUAACACAAUUUUUUUUUAAUCGUACAAAUAAAUAUUCAACAACAACAACAACAACAUUAAAUGAUUCAUAUAGAGAUUCAAUUAGUUUAUUAUUAAAUGAUAUUGAUAAUACAAAUGAACAAAUAAAUCAUUGUAAAAAAUUGAAUACACUACAACAUUAUGGAGUUCUUAAUGAUGGUUAUGAAUUUAAAAUUAUUUUACCUUAUCGAAAUAAACAAAUGAAUUAUGUUAAUCAAUCAAAUAGUAGUCCUAAUUCAAGUAUGUUAUUUCAAGUUUUAGUUAAAGCAUAUUUACAAUAG
Molecule: messenger RNA, 4926 nt
Organism: Rotaria sp. Silwood1
Lineage: Eukaryota; Metazoa; Rotifera; Eurotatoria; Philodinida; Philodinidae
Source: the annotation of a GenBank genome assembly